AUGGACGGGAUUCUCACUACGUUAAACGUGUCACUCAAAGAUACUUGUGAGUCGCAAGUAUCUGAUGCAAAAAAUAUUGGGGUAAAUUUUACCACCAGACUACCUCAACAUGUAACGACAUUAGAAGAAGCCCUUGAAGUCCUCAGGAAUAAACCAGAUUAUCCAAGUCUGGUAACAACUUUGGAAUAUCUUUCGCAGGAAGACUCUCUGAGGAGCUUGUACUUGCCGACACCUACAUCAUCGCAGCUAGUUCAUGUGUUAGUGUCAGAGACUAUUCCUACAUACUGGCAUGCAUUAUCUGAUCCAGAAAAUGUAAGAGGUCUAAGGAAGGAUAACCAAAGUAUGACUGGGAUAAAUUCUAUAGUUUUGAAUCUCAAGCAAUUUAUUCAGCUAGCAAAAGAAUCAACAAAGAAGGUUCAUCCAGGCUCAAGCGCGCAAGAAGUACUAAAAAUCUUGUUAAGUCUCUUAGAAACUUUACUUGAAGGAGAAAAUACAAUCGAAAAGAUUUGGAGUAAUAUGUCUAACGUCUCCGACGACCCAGCAAUGAGAAAUAUCUUGUGGACCCAAUUCCAAAAUACGUUUGGUGGGAAUAAGAUUAUAGGAAUAUUUGCUGAAGCAGAGAAAUUAUCGAAGCCUUCAAACAGCUGUGUGGAUCAAAAUUACUGGGUUUCAGACGGAAAGAAAUAUUGCCUUUGGCUUGCUUCCAAUAUCACGAGUUGGUCAAGAAGCUCUGCAAAUUCAGAGAUAACAUUGAAGAGAUGCGCAGAUAUCCUUGGAAAAUCCUUAAGUCUUGGAUGCAGUGACACUGUGAUUAAACAGGUCGUCACCAAAUUACUUCUCCAAGAAGACGAAUGCUCAGAAUUAUUUUCUAGUAUCCUUGCCAAUCUUUCGGUAUUUGGUCAACGUAAAGUUCUUUUUGAGACAAUUAGGAUAUCUUCAAGAGAUUUCUUCCGCAAAGAAUUAGCAAAAACAGAAUAUUCUAAGUGGUGGAUUACAGAUGCUGCAUCAGUAUCAGCGGUAGCAGCAAUGGUUCAAAAGAUAAUUUCUAAAGAUGAAAAGAGAAAAGUUCAUAUAAUUGAAUGGCUCACCAGCUCUGUUGGAGCUGGUGUAGGAGAUGGAAUUGCCAUUAGGAGAUCAGUCUUAGCUGCAGUCUCUUCGGAUAAAGAUUGUAUUGAAACCAUAUUUGAAAGAUCUAUGCAACAAUUUGGCGACAAUUUAUACAUUCGACAUACUCCAACACUACAACAAGAAGUACAUUGCCAAGUUCUUUUACUUGCCGCUGGGUAUCUUUACAGACAAUCCCCACUCGGACUAAAAAUGAUGAUGAGAACAGGUGCUAACCUAAGUGUCAUCUCAAAUCGUCUAGCUUCAUCCUCAAAUCGUAUUAGAUUCCUAGGAAUGGUUGUCGGUGAGGCCCUAUCUAGUCUUGUUGAUAGUGACUGCAACAAGAUGGAAUUCAAGGUAGAAGAGAUGACUACGCAUGAGACUGAGUGGUAUAAAAGCCUUGUGUAUGUUUUAGACAGUGUUGGCUCUAUAAAAAAACUGAACUUACAGCCCAAUUCGUACGAUUAUAAUCAAAUACAACCUCAGAAGCUUGGGGCUUUAAAAGCUACCAAAACUUUAUCGAGAGCAAGCUCAAAAAUUGUGGCCAUUGAGGAAGUUAUGAUAAAUAGGCUGAACCCUGAGGAUGAUGAUUUAACUCCUUAUAUAAAACCUGAUUCCGACGCAGAAGACUCAGACGACGAUCCAACUGUCAUUGAUCGUAAUAAACCGAUAUCGCCUGUCUAUGUCCGAGAUUUAAUUUCAUAUCUACGAGAUAGCGAAUCAUAUGAACAUCAGAAACUAGGCCUCAACGCAGCAGCAUCGCUUAUUCGGCGUAAGGCGAAUUUCGGUAGUGAAAUAACAGAUCAUGCAGAGGAAUUAGCCGCCCUUUUAGUCGGGAUUCAAGACAAGUAUGAAAUUGAAAAUUUUUCGGAAAUGCGCUUGCAGAGUAUGAUAGCUCUUAUCAUUGCGCUGCCUUUGAAGAUGGGACAAUGGUUCUCAAAAACUUUUUUCGAAGGCGACUACUCAAUCUCACAACGCUCGGCAGUGCUUACAGCUCUCGGCCUCGGAGCACGUGAAAUUGGAGGAUUUGGCGAAGAAGAUGCCCUUCUUUCUAGCAACAAGACCCCUAUGUUUUCUUUCCCCUCCAAAAUGCUUCCUAUUAGUAUGCAGGAAAAUUUUGGUUCUAGAAAAGUGGAUCAAGUCGGUGCGCUUUCGAACCAACUAGCCAACACUAUGAUCGAGCCUAUGGCAACUUCACUUGCAGAUAAACUCACUGGACCAUCUAUCCUGAAGAUUCGAAAAUUUUCUUCGCGUGUAGAGGUAGAGAGAAAACGCCGAAAACCCUCCCCUAACUUACUGGCAAAGAUUGUAGCCGACGGGUUUUUGUUUCCCAUGACAGGGAGGUUUCUAUCGUGCCAGCACUCAUCAACUAUGUCGGCUCGGUCAGUUAUUUUUCAGCCCUUUCUUCUUUCUCACUUCAUAAAGACUAUUUCAUUAGUUCUACACGCUGCGGGCCCAUUCGCCAUAUCACUCCCACAAAUGACGAUAGAGUUUUGGGACUUACUUUUAGGAUUACGGGUAACAGCACAAAAUGAAAGGAUAGUUUGUGAAGCGCUCUGCUUUUCAAUUUUAACCAUCUUAGAGCUAAAUUUGGAAAACUCAACCUUACAGCAAAUUCACGGGCGGAGAUUAUCAGAGACUUAUGAAUGGGUUAUGAUUGUCUUUGGAGCACUUGGACAGGGAGAGGAAGACGAGAGAUGUCGCAUGAUAGCCGCAGGAUGCCUAGUAAGGAUACAAGAAAUACAGGAGAUGUAUCGAAAGACACUGCUUGGUCUAGAUUAG
Molecule: messenger RNA, 2886 nt
Organism: Blumeria graminis f. sp. triticale
Lineage: Eukaryota; Fungi; Ascomycota; Leotiomycetes; Helotiales; Erysiphaceae
Source: the annotation of a GenBank genome assembly